AUGCUCGAGACUCACAAAAUCGACUUUCCUGGGGAACUCAUUGGCAAGAAAAUCCUUCUUGCGACUGAAUCACUUGGCCCAGUAAAUGGAGUGAGCAGAACGACUCAAAGCCUGGUCGACUACCUACGUAGCAACGGAGUGCACGUCGCAACAUAUGCGAGACGCAACAUCGAGCUGCUCAGGCAAACCAGGUCGAAUCCAGAAUUCCGUCUUCAAGGCUACCCACUCCCAUACAAUCCAGAUUUGACAGUCGCCUAUCCCUUCCGCCUGGGCGUGGUCUACGACAAAACCUUCAAGCCGGAUAUCGUCUACCUCGCCAGCCCUGCAUCAGUCGGCUUUCAGUUCCUCAUUCAACUCAGACAGCUCGACCAGCCACCACCAACACUUCUGAAUUUCCAGACCGAUCUCGCUGCCUAUGCCGAUAUCUUGUUCGCCUCGCCAAUCAACACGUAUGCCGUCUGGCUGCUGUGGCUCGCCCAAGGCUUUCUCUUCCGAGCCGCCGCUGUGCAUACCAUUUUCUACCCGUCCGCCUACGUCCGAAGAUACAUGGAAGAUUGCGGCGCACCAUCGGAGAAGAUGAUGCAGCUUGGUCGUGGCGUCGACACUGAAAUGUUCAACCCUAGUCGCCGCGACGACUCUUACCGAAGACAGAUCGCACCUGGAGGCGAGAUCAUUUUUUGCUGCAUCUCUCGCAUCGCACCAGAGAAAGGCUUCGAAUUCCUUGCUCAAGCUACCCAGCGUCUGCGAGACACGGGUCUUAAAUUUAAGCUUCUGAUCGUUGGUGGCAACAAGAAUCCUGCAGUCGAGAAUGAGGUACAAGGCUACUUCAAGAAUCUACAAGAUUGUGUUGUCUUCACCGGAAUGCUACGAGGAGUUGCACUGGCGCGAGCGUACGCAGCGGCCGAUAUCUUCCUUCACUGCUCGAUCACGGAGACUUUCGGGCUUGUAGUGCUCGAGUCUAUGGCAUCAUGUGUCCCGGUCAUCGCGCGAGACGAAGGCGGUCCUUCGGAAACGGUCAAGCACGGCAAGUCCGGCUAUUUGGUGGCACCAAACGACAUGGACACAUUCGUACACUAUGCCACCGAGCUCGCCACAAAUCACGACCUCCGGAGCGACAUGGCCGCUCGUGCACGCGAACAAGCUCUCGAUACCACUUGGGAAAAGAUCAACAAUCAAGUCGCAUUUCGAUUGGCAGACGCCCUUCGUACAUCAGAAGCAUCGACCUCCUCAUCAACCGCCAAGAAGCUUUCCUCAAUUAGCGACUACUACGGCAAUUUUGCGAGCAUGUGCAGCGUUUAUCUGGCUGUGGGUCUUGUUUGGAUUUUCUGGUUCAUCGCGGUAAUACCCAUGAUUCUUUGCGGGCUGGUGCAUGGUCUCUUUAAGUGA
This is a messenger RNA of Pseudocercospora fijiensis CIRAD86, 1386 nucleotides long. Its product is annotated as glycosyltransferase family 4 protein. Lineage: Eukaryota; Fungi; Ascomycota; Dothideomycetes; Mycosphaerellales; Mycosphaerellaceae. The coding region runs from base 1 to 1386 and encodes 461 amino acids. The transcript is spliced from 2 exons. Gene Ontology annotation, molecular function: glycosyltransferase activity. The record is from RefSeq and is a predicted model, not a curated record.